AUGCGGCUGUUCCCUGGAUGGCUGGCCCUGCUCCUCAUUCCCUGGUUCCUGCGGAAGGCCUCCAGUGCACAAAUCCCGGUGUCCCGGACCCCGCGUUACCUGGAGCUGCGCCCUGCUGGGGCUGGAGCGAGCUCCCCAGGCCGCCUCUUUCCGGCCCCACGUUCCUCUGAAGGCUAUGGCGCAGCCGACACCUGGAACUGGGCCUGGCCAACCAACUACACCGGGGCUGGGGGACCUGGAGGGGCUGGAGCCGGCUUAGCACCCCCAGCACAACGCACCAAAAGGAAGCCUUCGGUCAAAGCAGCCAGGGCGAAGAAGAUCUUCGGUUGGGGAGACUUCUAUUUCCGGGUGCAUACCCUCAAGUUCUCCCUGCUGGUGACUGGCAAGAUCGUGGACCACGUCAACGGCACUUUCAGCGUUUACUUCCGGCACAAUUCCUCCAGCCUGGGCAACCUAAGCGUCAGUAUAGUGCCUCCGUCAAAGCUUGUAGAGUUUGGGGGUGUUCUGCUUACUGGGCCGUCACCUCACCCUCUGCAGUCCACUCUGGCCUUGGAGGGAGCCGCCCUCUCUGGGCUGGGGUCUCCCUUGGGGGUACCUUCGGGGGGAUCACUAGGGAUGCCGUCGGGGGGAACUCUGGGGGGUGCCCUAGGGGGCGCGCUCGCAGGUCCCCUUGGAGGAGCACUAGGGGUCCCCGGGGCUAAGGAGUCUCGGGCCUUCAACUGCCACGUGGAGUAUGAGAAGACAAAUCGAGCUCGGAAGCACCGCCCUUGUCUGUACGACCCUUCGCAGGUGUGUUUCACAGAGCACACUCAGAGCCAGGCCGCGUGGCUCUGCGCCAAGCCCUUCAAAGUCAUCUGCAUCUUCGUCUCCUUCCUCAGCUUUGACUACAAACUGGUGCAGAAGGUGUGCCCGGACUACAACUUCCAGAGCGAGCACCCCUACUUCGGAUAG
Trichosurus vulpecula (common brushtail) is the source of this 951-nucleotide messenger RNA. It is a transcript of the gene NXPH4, whose product is annotated as neurexophilin 4. The transcript is spliced from 2 exons. The coding region runs from base 1 to 951 and encodes 316 amino acids. The record is from RefSeq and is a predicted model, not a curated record. Gene Ontology annotation, molecular function: signaling receptor binding. NCBI's taxonomy places the organism in Eukaryota, Metazoa, Chordata, Mammalia, Diprotodontia, Phalangeridae.